Aricia agestis (brown argus) is the source of this 1281-nucleotide messenger RNA. RefSeq names its product 2-(3-amino-3-carboxypropyl)histidine synthase subunit 1 (gene Dph1). NCBI's taxonomy places the organism in Eukaryota, Metazoa, Arthropoda, Insecta, Lepidoptera, Lycaenidae. Gene Ontology annotation, molecular function: 2-(3-amino-3-carboxypropyl)histidine synthase activity. The record is from RefSeq and is a predicted model, not a curated record. Gene Ontology annotation, biological process: protein histidyl modification to diphthamide. Bases 30 to 1274 code for a protein of 414 amino acids. The transcript has 2 exons.
UUAAUAGUUAAUUUAAAAAAUGUGUUAAAAUGGAAGACUUGAAUAAUAGCAAUGUUGUUGUUGUACGGGCAAAACCCGAAGGCCAGAGGAAGACGUUCAAACCUCAAAUACGUUCUGUAAAUAAAGUUCCUGAUGAGUUACUAAAUGAUCCUCUACUAAAUAGAGCCUGUGAAACAUUACCAGGGAAUUACAAUUUUGAAAUACACAAAACAAUAUGGAGAAUACGUUCCCUUGGCUCAAAAAGGGUGGCUUUGCAAAUGCCUGAAGGCCUCACAAUGUUUGCAACAACAAUAUGCGAUAUUAUCGAAGCCUUUACUGGAGCAGACACGGUUAUAAUGGGAGACGUCACUUAUGGGGCUUGUUGCAUAGACGACUUCACCGCAGUCGCUCUAGGAGUUGACUUGCUAGUACACUAUGGACAUUCCUGCCUCAUACCAAUCGAUCAAACUAGUAAUAUUAAAGUGCUCUAUAUAUUUGUAGAUAUAAAAAUAGACCCAUCUCAUUUUAUUGAAACUGUAAAAUUGAAUUUUCCUAAGAAAACGCAUUUAGCUAUAGUUAGUACAAUACAAUUUGUUACCACAGUACAUUCUGUUGCAAAAGCUUUGAGAAAUGAAGACUAUAUUGUAACAAUUCCACAAUGUAAGCCCUUGUCUCCGGGUGAAAUACUUGGUUGUACAGCUCCAAAAAUUAACUCAGAUGUUUUGGUUUACUUGGGUGAUGGAAGAUUUCAUUUGGAGUCUAUAAUGAUUGCUAACCCAACUGUACCUGCAUACAAAUAUGAUCCCUAUGAAAAAAAGUUUACUUCAGAAUUAUAUGAACAUGAACUAAUGAAAUCAAAUAGAAGUAAACAAAUAGAGAUUGCAAAAGAUGCAAGUACAUUCGGGCUAAUUCUUGGAACUUUAGGCAGACAAGGCAGCACUAAAGUGUUAGACAACAUCGAGAAACAAGUCAGCUGUGUAGAAAAAGAUUAUGUGAAAAUAUUACUAUCAGAAAUUUUUCCUAGCAAAUUAUCUCUUUUUGGUCUUGAUGCCUUUGUGCAGAUAGCAUGUCCGAGACUAUCCAUAGACUGGGGAACAUCAUUCCCUAAGCCUCUUCUGACUCCUUAUGAGCUGUCAGUUUCUCUAGCUAAUGCUGAGUGGCUUAGGAGUGAUGGGACAUAUCCAAUGGAUUUUUAUUCAAAUGACAGUUUAGGUCCCUGGACUCCUAACUACAAGCCUCUGUUAUGUUCAGGAGGUGACAAGAAAUGUGAUAAUUGUUGUAAGGAUAAAAAGUGACUUACUG